CCGACUCUGGCUUGUUAUGCCCCGCCCACUCCCAGUGUGUGAACCAAUGAAAUGUUAGUAGACAAUGAGGAAGCUUCAGGACAAUACUAGCGUGACUCACAUUUUUACAAACUCACCGGGAUGGCGAACGCAGUUAAGGAAAUCUCCUAUGAGGACCUCCUGGCUCUUCUGAAGCAGAACCAGAACUUGGUUCUAGUUGAUGUGCGCUCAAAGGCAGAAGUGGAUAAUGGCCAUAUCUCAGGAUCCAUUAAUAUUCCACUUGACACUGUGGAGAGUGCUUUUAAAUUACCACCAGAAGAAUUUAAAAGCAAAUAUGGAAAAGUGAAACCAGAAAAGGAUUCAGAUGAUCUGGUGUUUCACUGCCAGAUGGGCAGGAGAGGAGCAAUGGCAACAACCAAGGUCUACCAGCUCGGAUACUCCAAGGCUCGAAAUUAUGCUGGCGGCUAUGCGGAGUGGUCCAAAAAACAAAAAAAGUGAUUUAUAUAUAUAUAUUUUUUUUUUUAUUUUAAUAUUUGAUAGACUUCCAGAGUGCAUUAUGCUUAUUCACAUGUUAAAAUCAAGACAGGCAUGGACCCUGUUCCUUUUAUUGAGUUUUAAACAAUAAAUCAUGUUAUUUGAAAUAAAGAGUCUUGGU
Messenger RNA from Oryzias melastigma (Indian medaka), 634 nucleotides. Its product is annotated as thiosulfate:glutathione sulfurtransferase. Lineage: Eukaryota; Metazoa; Chordata; Actinopteri; Beloniformes; Adrianichthyidae. The coding region runs from base 121 to 477 and encodes 118 amino acids. Gene Ontology annotation, cellular component: mitochondrion. The record is from RefSeq and is a predicted model, not a curated record. Gene Ontology annotation, molecular function: thiosulfate-cyanide sulfurtransferase activity. The transcript has 4 exons.